AUGGCUGAUGCUGACGCGGGCUCUACCAUGGCCGAAGAAGGCAAGCCUGACGCGAAAACUGUCCAGGUGCUGCGGGACAUGGCCAAUCGUCUGCGCAUCCACUCCAUCAGGGCCACGUGCGCCUCGAGCUUCGGCCACCCCACAUCAUGCAGCAGUGGUGCUGAGAUCAUGUCUGUGCUGUUCUUCUACGUCAUGAGAUAUAAACAAGCAGAGCCAGAGAACCCAGACAAUGAUCGAUUCAUCCUCUCCAAGAGACUGUCAUUUGUUGAUGUGGCAACCGGAUGGCUUGGACAAGGACUCGGAGCUGCAUGUGGAAUGGCGUAUACUGGCAAGUACUUUGACAGGGCCAGCUACCGGGUGUACUGCCUCGUGGGAGAUGGUGAGUCUUCAGAAGGCUCUGUCUGGGAAGCGUUGGCCUUCGCUUCCCACUACAGUCUGGACAACCUUGUGGCCAUCUUCGAUGUGAACCGCGUAGGCCACAGUGGCGUCUUGCCCCUUGAGAACUGCAUAGACGUCUAUCAGAAGCGCUGUGAAGCCUUUGGGUGGAAUACUUACGUGGUGGAUGGCCGUGAUGUAGAGGCACUGUGUCAAGUGUUCUGGCAAGCCACUCAAGUGAAGAACAAGCCCACAGCUAUAGUUGCCAAGACUUUCAAGGGCCGGGGCACUCCAAGUGUCGAAGAUGCAGAAAGUUGGCAUGGAAAGCCAAUGCCAAAGGAAAGAGCAGAUGCAAUUAUCAAACUGAUUGAGAGCCAGAUACAGACCACCAGGAAUCUCGAACCAAAACCCCCUAUUGAAGACUCACCUCAGAUCAACAUCACGGACAUAGAGAUGGCCUCUCCACCAGCUUACGAAGUCGGUGACAGGGUAGCUACUCGCAAAGCAUGCGGUUUGGCUCUGGCUAAGCUGGGCCAUGCAAAUGAUAGAGUUGUUGUGCUGGACAGCGACAGCAAGAUCUCCACCUUCUCUGAGAUAUUCAAGAAGGAGCACCCUGAGCGUUUCAUCGAGUGUUUUAUUGCUGAGCAAAACAUGGUGAGCGUGGCCCUGGGAUGCACCGACCGUGGUCGAACCAUUGCUUUCGCUAGCACCUUUGCUGCCUAUUUGACCCGAGCGUUUGAUCAGAUCCGGAUGGGAGCCAUGUUUCAAGCCAGCAUCAACCUUAUUGGGUCCCACGGCGGGGUAUCCAUUGGUGAAGACAGCCCCUCCCAGAUGGCCUUGGAGGAUCUGGCCAUGUUCCGAGCAAUUCCCAACUGCACCGUUUUCUAUCCAAGUGAUGCCGUCUCGACCGAGUAUGCUGUGUUCCUGGCAGCUAAUACCAAGGGGGUGUGCUACAUUCGGACCAGCCGUCCAGAAACUGCUGUUAUUUACAACCCACGAGAAAACUUUAGGAUUGGACAGGCCAAGAUCGUCCGCCAGAGUGUCGACGACAAGGUCACAGUCAUUGGAGCUGGAGUUACUCUGCAUGAAGUCUUAGCGGCUGCUGAGAAUCUUUCCCAGGAAGGUAUUUCUAUUCGUGUCAUCGACCUAUUUACUGUUAAACCCCUGGAUGCUGCCACCAUCAUCUCCAGUGCAAAAUGCACAGGUGGCCGGAUUAUCACAGUGGAGGAUCACCACCCAGAAGGUGGCAUCGGAGAGGCCGUCUCUGCAGCUGUUUCCAUGGAGCCUGACAUCCUAGUCUACCAACUGUCAGUGCCAGGAGUGCCACGGUGUGGGCAGUCGGGUGACCUGCUAGAUGUGUUUGGAAUUAGUGCUAGACACAUUGUAGUGACUGUGAAAUGUAUUUUGGUUAACUAA
Molecule: messenger RNA, 1791 nt
Organism: Pteropus alecto (black flying fox)
Lineage: Eukaryota; Metazoa; Chordata; Mammalia; Chiroptera; Pteropodidae
Gene: TKTL1
Product: transketolase like 1
Exons: 13
Coding region: 1-1791 (596 amino acids)
Molecular function (GO): thiamine pyrophosphate binding; transketolase activity
Source: RefSeq, a predicted model, not a curated record